This is a messenger RNA of Alligator mississippiensis (American alligator), 4143 nucleotides long. RefSeq lists its product as uncharacterized. Lineage: Eukaryota; Metazoa; Chordata; Crocodylia; Alligatoridae. The record is from RefSeq and is a predicted model, not a curated record. The coding region runs from base 1838 to 2707 and encodes 289 amino acids. The transcript is spliced from 3 exons.
UCAGGGCCUCUCUAGCCUCCUGGAGCAGCUUCUCCAGUACCACGGCUCCUGGGGAAAUCUCUUCUUUUUUGCCAGUUCCCAGGUUCUGGAUUGCUGCUCAGCACUGUACUAUCUGUGUAUUUCAAUGAGCCUGUGAAUUACCUAGGCAAGAACUGAGCUGCAUGCCUGCUGUCUCCACAAAAUCCUGAAUAGUUGUGCACUGCCUCUGGCAGUUCUUCCUCCACAGUCCUGGAGGUCUCCUCUGGCAUUGAACUGAUGAACUCCUCAUGGCAGAGGAUGCUUCAGAGCCUCAACACCUCCUCCUGUAGCUUCCUUGUUUGAUCCCUGAGAGAGACCACCAGAAAGCACCGCUCACACUGCAGGCACUCCCUCACCUGGCCAUCACUGGAAGGAAGCUGCAAGCCACAGUCCCCACAGCGCCAAACCCAGACCUGGGUAGAAGCCUUGAUGGUGAGCAGUCCUGCCUGGACAGGCACCUCAAAGGUGCAAGCAGAGGCAGUGGCAGUGGCUCUGGCAUUGCGACAUCCUCAUCUGCCUCUUCUCUCUUAUGGUCCUUCUUCCAAGCAGACCUUCCCUAGCAAGCUUGCCUGGAAACUGACCUGUUUACUGCUUGUCGGCCCCAAAAGGUUCCUUUUUUCCUGCUUCCUCACAUGAAGCUGAAAGUCUCUUCCCUCAAAAAUGGGGUUGGGGGCGUCACAACCCAAAGUUGUGGUUUUUGUUUGUGUGUGCUUUGGCACCGCUAAAUUAUUUUCCCACCGAUUGUAGCUUUCUUUGCACGAUAGAGUUCUCUGCUGCGGGAGAGAACUCUGGUGCAACGGGGGAUUUCCCGCCAAAUUACAGCUUCUUUGCAGGGUGCAUUUCUUUUGCAUACUAGUGAUGCACGUUGCAAAGGAGUUCCCGCCAUUUGUAUUUGGAUUCGCGCCACAUUAUUGGCCAGUUCCAAAUGUAGACACACGUGGCAGCUUGCUAUUGGGUUGCUAGCCGUACAAAAGGCUUGGGUAGCUUCCGCCCAAGUCGGAGAAGGGAGGAAGAGAGAGACUCUGUGUGAAGAUCUCCAAGCGCUGCGGACCCUCGCGGACCCAACGUGCCUCCCCUAAGCAGGCAAUAGAGGCUUAAUAACCAAACCUAUGGAGCUUUCACUUCUAGCCUCUCCCCGUUGCCAAUCACAAUCCCAGACAUAUCCCUUUCCUGUAAACUUCAAACCCACGGAGCCUAAGCAACUCCGGGGAACCUUCAAACCCACGGAGCCUAAACAACUCUGGGGAACCAAGAAAGCGAACCGGACCCGCGGAGCCUAAACAACUUCAUGGGAGCAAUCGAAUUUGCCAUGGUCCUCUAGCAAGGAUCUAAGCGGGAGCUGAGCCUGGAAACCUGUCCAGCCUACACCACUACCAUCUUUGGGUGUAAGUAAACAACCUUUUCAAUCAACCACUAUGCGUUUGUGACUAACUCUAGCUCGCCGCUGGCUCUCUCUGACCCCGCGUGCCCGGGCUGCUGGCCACAGCCCGCGUGCGCGAAAGACGGGCCGUGGAUCGCCCCUCCCAACCCGCGCGUGGCGGCGGGAGCGGGGCCCGGCCCACACAUGGCAACGAGGAUGGGAUCAGGAGAGAAUAUGCUAGAGUUAGAGUUGGUUCAGAACUGCCCUUGGCAUGAUGGCCAGCACCAAGUGAAAAGCUUUGAGGAUCUGGAGGUGAAUAUCGCUUACCACCAGGCGGGCGGAACGGGUGAAAGAUUUGUAAGCGGACGUCUGUCACUAAAGGGAGAUGAGGGAAUCUCCGAAGAUGGAGCCCCGUGAGAAAGGGAAGUGUACUUGCUCCCUGUGGUGUUCAGGUGUAUAAUGAGAGAUGAGCAGGUCCUGUUUAGGCACCUCGAUACUGUGUCCCUCGCCGAACCCAACCCGGUGGGCAAAACGAACCCGACUUUCACCCGGGAGUGUGCCCAAUGCCUGCGAUAUGCUCGGGAGAGUGAAGAACCGGAGCCAAUCGGCUGGUUCUCCCCGUGUAUGGUAAUGUCUAGAUUACGGGGUCGCGAGCUUCCAUCUGAGCUCCUCGAAGAUCUGGAGAUGGAGGAACGCCCCGCGGAUGAAAGAGUGGCCUUGUGGUACGACAAGGGGGGAGAAUGUAGUGCAACUUUUCAUACUGUGAUGGAUUUAAUGCAGAAAAACUUAAGUUUGAAAACCCAGCUGCAGAUGGCGAUCCGAUCGGACAAAGAAGCGGCUGAGAAAAAGGAGCCUGAAACACCAGUCCAAGAUGGCACCGAGCAAGAGGGAGACCAUGUGGAAGAACCGGAAAAGAAGGGUGGAGCUUCUAACGAACCCGCGAGAGUUCGGUCAGCGACUCCGCCCAUCGAUGCAGCGUCAUCGCCGGCAACCCCGCCUAGCGACACAGCGACGUCUCUGCCGACCACGCCUUCCUGCCGACGAAGGAGAGAGUCAAGCGGAGGACAGCAUCCGCCCCUCCUGCCUGAAGCAAUGACAGCAGCAGUAACCCCAGCGGCAGCAGUUCAGCCUAUGACAACAUCAACUCCCGAAAAAGCAGCUUGCCCUACAGCCACAUUCAACCAAACAACUGAUGAGCGAGAUGUCGUCACCAGUCGCAUUUGUGCUUGGACAGAGCUACAACAGCUGUAUAAGGAAUCUGAGAUGGAAUCUGAUGAAGCUAUAAUUUCAUGGCUAGAUCUUAUGGCCAUGGAAUUUAAACGUGAUUAAUAAAUAAUCUUCUUUGUCAGUUGCCAAAACUGCGUAUCCUGAUGGAGCCAAGAUUGUCUUUUGAUCGGGACUGUCAACACCCGACCAGGCCUCAAGGCACCAGACGACGUGCAUCCGAUCUCCCACCACUGCCACCAAGAACCCUAGAGGAGCGAUACAUGUUUGGAUUUCUCCUACAGCUUUCCGGACUUAAUAAAUGGCAGCUUCGGAUUUUAGGGGACGCAGGCCAAUGGCAGUUAGCUUAUGAGUUAGGUUUCCGUUAUUUGGAAGAACCAGAUGAUGAAUCUUCGAUGAUUUUGUCUAAUUGAGCCAUGAAAAUUGUUUAAAACUGUUUAAGUUUGUUGAAUAAGGUCAUUAAUCUGUUUUUUUGAGAGUUUUCUGUUUACAGAUCUGGGAUUCAGAGUGUGUGGCAAAGAGGAGCCCUAAGAGAGACGACAUCACCGAGAAAACUGAGGGCCUGACGUAUGACCUCGCCACGACGCCCACUGAAGCCCUGAUUGUGCAAUUUUGUUAUGAAUCAGAUUAUGUGUUUAUGUUGAUUAUUAUUUCUUGAUUGUUAUGUAACUUAAUCCCAGGACAGCAAAUUUUAUGUUUGUGUAUUUGUUUGUUUGCUUAUUUACUUGUUUGAUGACUACGACAAAAUUCUAGAUUGCUAGAAGAGUAUGGUGUAAUUUAGCUAUGCUCUCAGCAAGGGGGGAUGUCACAACCCAAAGUUGUGGUUUUUGUUUGUGUGUGCUUCGGCACUGCUAAAUUAUUUUCCCACCGAUUGUAGCUUUCUUUGCACGGUAGAGUUCUCUGCUGCAGGAGAGAACUCUGGUGCAACGGGGGAUUUCCCGCCAAAUUACAGCUUCUUUGCAGGGUGCAUUUCUUUUGCAUACUAGUGAUGCGCGUUGCAAAGGAGUUCCCACCAUUUGUAUUCGGAUUCGCGCCACAUUGUUGGCCAGUUCCAAAUGUAGGCACACGUGGUGGCUAGCUAUUGGCUUGCUAGCCGUACAAAAGGCUUGGGUAGCUUCCGCCCAAGUCGGAGGAGGGAGGAAGAGAGAGACUCUGUGUGAAGAUCUCCAAGCGCUGAGGACCCUCGCAGACCCAACACGCCUCCCCUAAGCAGGCAAUAGAGGCUUAAUAACCGAACCUAUGGAGCUUUCGCUUCUAGCCUCUCCCCGUCGCCGAUUGCAAUCCCAGACGUAUACCUUUCCUGUAAACUUCGAACCCACGGAGCCUAAGCAACUCCGGGGAACCCUUUGAACCCGCGGAGCCUAAACAACUCCGGGGAAUCAAGAAACCGAACCGGACCCGUGGAGCCCAAACAACUCUGUGGGAGCAAUCGAAUUUGCCGUGGUCCUCUAGCGAGGAUCUAAGCGGGAGCUGAGCCUGGAAACCUGUCCAGCCUACACCACUACCAUCUUUGGGUGUAAGUAAACAAUCUUUUCAAUCAA